This is a messenger RNA of Durio zibethinus, 1163 nucleotides long. The record is from RefSeq and is a predicted model, not a curated record. NCBI's taxonomy places the organism in Eukaryota, Viridiplantae, Streptophyta, Magnoliopsida, Malvales, Malvaceae.
UGCACUUGCCACAAUUUCCAUACCCCCUAUAUAAAAGCCAUAAACCCCAAAUUUCUUCCACUAUCGACAAACCAAACGCCUCCUUCUAAAAAUCCAAUUAUGGCAAGCAAGGAGCCCGAUCACGAGCACAGAGAAGACGAAGAAGCCCCCGCCGCCGACGAUGAAGACACCGGAGCUCAAGUUGCCCCUAUCGUUAAGCUCGAGGAAAUCGCCGUUAGCACGGGCGAGGAAAAUGAAGAUCCGAUACUCGAUAUGAAGUCGAAGCUGUACCGAUUUGAUAAAGACGGGAAUCAAUGGAAAGAGAGAGGCGCUGGUACUGUGAAGCUGUUGAAGCACAAAGAGACUGGAAAAAUUCGCCUUGUUAUGAGGCAAUCUAAGACUCUCAAGAUCUGCGCCAACCAUCUCGUGUUGCCGACGAUGACUGUGCAGGAGCACGCCGGGAACGACAAAUCGUGCCUAUGGCACGCUUCUGACUUUGCGGAUGGUGAAUUGAAAGAUGAACUUUUCUGCAUUCGUUUUGCAUCGGUGGAAAAUUGCAAGACCUUUAUGGAAAUGUUCCAAGAAGUUGUUGAAUCACAAGCACCGAAAGAGGAAGAUAGAGAUGCAUCUGCUGCUGCUGGACUACUCGAGAAUUUGAGCGUUGAGGAAAAGGAAACAGAGGAUAAAGCUGGAGAGGAGAAGCCUGUUGCAGCAAAGGGAGAAAAGGAAACAAAGAACGAUACAGAAAAGACAGAUACUGAGAAGAAAGAUGGGGAGCCAGCUUCCUCAACUUAAAAAGGAGUUGCGUUUGUUUUCCAUGCCAUAUGCUUUUGGCGUAUAUGGUGAGAUUAGUCACCUGACCUCACCUCCCCACCCGUGUCUUAGCCAUACUGAUGAAACUAGAUGGGUCAACUUAUGGGCUGGAAUGGUCGAGGUCCUUUGCGUCCUUAGUUUGAGUGUGUCUGUCGAGGAUUGAUCAAACCUUGGGUCAUGUCAGUCAUAUUUGCAUGUUGAGAGUUGUGUUUCCCGGUUUGAGUAGAGUCAAGGAGGGUUCAUUCAACAGGUUUUUCCCCAAUAUUACUACUGUGUCCAAGUUGUGCUCGGUCAAUGCACUGAAAUAGUACUUGGUAUAGACAUAUUUUUUGGGAUUUAAUUUGAAUUUUUUAUCUCUGUGUCGGAUGCUA